AUGGCUGCUUCGUCGACAGACUCCGUUCUCGACAACACUGUCGAGUAUGAGCGAUACCUCGCACUCCACGCCGAAUUCCACGCUGAGAACGGCCACUCUCACCGGAAGCUGCUGCGCAAGCUGGACCUUCGACUUCUGCCCACGUUGAGCUUCCUCUACCUCAUGUGCAGCCUCGACAAGUCCAAUGCUGGCAACGCGAAACUCUUUGGCUUCCUCCAAGACGUUGGCAUGACAUCGACCCAGUUCAACCUCGCACUGAUGUACCUUUUCUUUACCUACGGUCUCUGCGAGCCCUUGUCGAACAUUGCGUUGCGUCGCCUAGGACCGAAGAUAUGGUUCCCUUUCAUCGUGACGUGCUGGGGUUUGAUCACGACGCUGACCUGUCUGGUCCACAACUACGGCAGCUAUGUUGCGAUCCGUCUCGUCCUGGGUAUGACUGAGGCUGGUCUCUAUCCUGGCAGUUACUUUAUUCUGUCCAUGUGGUAUACCCCGAAAGAGCUCGCAACGCGUAUGGCGAUCUUCUACGGCGCCAACACCGCUGCGGGAGCCUUUGGCGGUGUUAUCGCAUACGGCGUCGGCAACCUCGACGGUGCGAUGGGUUGGCGAGCGUGGAAGUGGCUAUUUCUGAUUGAAGGAGUAAUUACGAUCGUGGCUGGCCUCGCUUGUCUGUUCUUCCUUCCGCAAUUCCCACAUCAAUACACCGCCAAGCGGGGCAGCAAGUGGCUUAAUAGUGCUGAGCUUGAGUAUGCGCAGCUAAGGAUUAAGUACGCCUCUGGACCGGAUGCGCCGACGUACACUUUCCGCUGGAGCGACAUUAUCGCAGCGCUGAAAGACCGCAAGACCUACCUCAUGAUGAUGAUGUUCUGGUGGGGCGGCUCCGUGCCAACGUACUCGCUCAGCUACACCUUGCCGACGAUGGUGAAGAAUCUUGGCUACAGCGCUGUUCGUGCGCAGGCGCUAACCACGCCUCCGUACAUCUUCGCAACCAUUAUUUGCGUGCUGGUGGGCUGGUUGAGUGAUCGCUUCCAGCGGAGGUAUGCUGCCAUCAUGAGCGCGUAUACCCUGGGUCUAAUCGGCAUCAUAAUCCUGUGGGUGACUGUGCAUUACAAGCGUCUUGCCGGCGUCAGCUACUUUGCAAUCUUUCUGGCCGCAGCAGGCUACGCUGCACAAGCUCCAAUCGUCGGUGCUUGGACGUCGGUCAACGUACCGAAUCCAUCAAAACGAGCAGCCGCCAUUGGCUUUCUCAUGCUUGUGGGCUCAGUCGGAGGCGGCAGUAUCGGCAGCAAUAUCUACAUCGCAUCUGAAGCCCCAGUGUAUCCACUCGGUUUCGGCUUCAGCGUGGGGUGCACUGUGCUCGGAGCCAUGAUUCCAGCGACGCUGCAUUGGUGGUUGUUGCGCAGGACAAAUGCUCAGAGAGAUCGUACGGAUGCUGAGAGCGUCAAGGCUACGCAUACGCCGCAGGAAUUGAGCGAGCUGGGCGAGAACUCGCCUCUGUUUAGAUUCUCGCUCUAG
Messenger RNA from Baudoinia panamericana UAMH 10762, 1512 nucleotides. RefSeq lists its product as uncharacterized. Gene Ontology annotation, molecular function: transmembrane transporter activity. The coding region runs from base 1 to 1512 and encodes 503 amino acids. NCBI's taxonomy places the organism in Eukaryota, Fungi, Ascomycota, Dothideomycetes, Mycosphaerellales, Teratosphaeriaceae. The transcript has 4 exons. The record is from RefSeq and is a predicted model, not a curated record. Gene Ontology annotation, biological process: transmembrane transport. Gene Ontology annotation, cellular component: membrane.